Molecule: messenger RNA, 4864 nt
Organism: Nymphalis io (European peacock)
Lineage: Eukaryota; Metazoa; Arthropoda; Insecta; Lepidoptera; Nymphalidae
Product: choline/ethanolamine kinase
Exons: 9
Coding region: 170-1618 (482 amino acids)
Biological process (GO): CDP-choline pathway; phosphatidylethanolamine biosynthetic process
Cellular component (GO): cytoplasm
Molecular function (GO): choline kinase activity; ethanolamine kinase activity
Source: RefSeq, a predicted model, not a curated record
CAGGUGUACCGCUAACUUAAGUACAAAAUAAUUUUCUAAUGAAUCUAUGAAAGUACGAAAUUUAUGCACGGAACGUUUUCUUUCGUGUCAUCUCCGUACUCGCAAUAAUAUCACAAUUUCGCGCACACUACGUUCGCGCAGGUACAGACAAAUUAAAAAAAAAUAAUUAAUGUCUUUAUAUAUUAAAAAUAUAUUAGUGUGUGUUAAAAAUAAUUAUAGAAGAUUCAUUGAUAUGAACCGGAGCCGAUAUUGGAAACUCCAAUUGUGCGGUACCGAAGAGGAGAUGAGAGAGGUGGCUGGUAGGAUCUGCAGGAACUAUCUCCACGGUGCUUGGAAGAGUGUCGAUCCCACGGACCUGGACUUUAGACGGAUCAGUGGUGGACUAUCCAACUUCCUCUACUACGUCGCCCUACCGCCAGACACGUCAAAGUUAGGGGGGUACGCGAGAGAGAACUCGCCGGAGACGGAGGAGAGUCGACUGUCGAAGAAACCCAUUUUGAGUUCCCAUUCGUUUUCAAUGGACGAACCGAAAAAGGUGUUGCUGAGAAUAUACGGACAAGUUCAUGGCGAGCGCGCGAUGGACGCUAUAGUCACCGAAUCUGUGAUAUUCACUCUGCUGUCUGAGAGGAGGCUGGGUCCCAAGCUGCAUGGCGUGUUCUCCGGGGGGAGGAUCGAAGAAUAUAUACCAGCACGUUCACUUCUAACAAAAGAAUUAUCAGAACCGGCACUAUCCAUGAAGAUAGCAGAGAAGAUGGCCGCGAUACAUUCGAUGGACGUGCCGCUCUCUAAGGAACCGAACUGGUUGUGGAAGACAAUGGGAAAGUGGAUGAAGACGGUCAAGGAGGAGAGGCUGGCUCAGAAUGCGACUGGCAAGAAUGAUGAAGAACAGAGCAUAAUAAAGCAGCUCAAGUCAGUCGAUUAUGAUAAAGAGGUUGAGUGGUUGAAGAAGUUCCUCGCGUCAGUCGAAUCGCCUGUGGUCUUCUGUCAUAACGACAUGCAAGAGGGUAAUAUUCUUAUUUUGGAAGACGAGAUCCAAUCAACAUCGGACGACGAGGCGUACACGUACGACGAGGCAAAGAAGAAUCAAUACGUGUUGACACAAUACGAUGACACGAACACGUCGGAUUCGAUACACAGUCAUAUUUCUGACUCGGGCGAGCCGAAACUGGUUCUCAUUGACUUCGAGUACUGCGCAUACAAUUAUAGGGGGUUCGAUAUAGCAAAUCAUUUCCAGGAGUGGUCGUACGAUUACACGAACCCCGAACACCCCUUCUAUUAUGAGAAUCAAGAGAAUUCUCCGACUUUGGAGCAGAAGGAGAUAUUCAUCAAGGAGUACCUAAAGCAUUACCACACCAACCUCUCAGAGGACAAAGAUGUUGAGCCCUCAAUCGAUGACAUAAAUCAGCUGCUAUGCGAAGUGGACGCUUUCGCUUUGGCCAGUCACUUCUUCUGGUGUCUAUGGUCGAUUGUGAAUGCAUCCAAGAGUCAGAUACCCUUUGGAUACUGGGAGUACGCGCUAUCCAGGCUAGAUACCUACCUCCGCUUAAAGCAGGAGGUAAUAAAAAAAGACAAAUACGGCUUCCCGCAGAAGAGGAAAAUCUGCGAAGUGGACAUUUGAGUUAAUUGCGAGUAGGUCCUUGUCUAAAAUUGGAGGUGCGAACGUGACAGAAAUGAACUGAUCAUUCAGCGUGUGUGAAAUCGUUAGCGGAAAUUGUUAAUUGCGAUUUUGUUGUGAUAUUUUUUAUUUUGAACACGCUGUAUAUAGAUUUUAAUUUUUUUUUGGUAUUCAUUUUGCAUGUAUACGUAUGUUUGUGUAUUUAUAUAAUAUCAUUUGAUAUUAUAUAUAUAUUAAGUGGUAAUUUACAAUAUUUACUGUAAUGAUCUGUUGCUUAUUGUAAUUAUUUCUAUAUACAGGCGUAGUAAAUAUGACACGCGACCUUCGCUUCGAAUAUUAAAAAAAAAAAAAGAAUAAGUAUAUGAAUAUUAAUCGUAAUAAAAAUGACAAUAGUUUGUCUGUAAAUAUGCUAAUUAAAAAUGCAGUAUUAACGCACAAGUUUUUUUUAAACAUUCCCGUAAUGAAAUAAAAAACAGGAAACACUAAUUUUUUGUUAAAAUGAAAUUUUAUAACGUAAAGAAUGUUUAAAUCUAUUUAAAUUUGAUAAACUACAAGACUUUUUUUUCUUUGUAUUACCAUUUUAGUGUAGUUUAUAUAUCAUAGUUUUACGAUUUAAAAUUUCGUUCGAUUUAUGAAUUUAUAAUGUUUAAUAAUAUAAUUAAAUAAUAUUUAAAUCUUUGCACGCAUAUCUAAAGUGUUUACACCGAAAAAAAUGUUAAUAAAUUGCCAGGUGAAAAAAAACGUGCCUUGGAGUUUGCUAGACGAAAAAAAAAAUUGUAUAAUAAAUAAAAUGAUUUUUUAUUAUAAUUAAUGUUAAAAUAAAUCACUGUAUCUAAAUAAUUAGCGUAAUUAAUACGUAUUAUAUUAUAUAAAUAAUUAUAAUGUUAGUUUGUGUAUAUUUUUGUGGCAUCUCGAAUAAAAACUUUAGACGGCGUUAUGUAAAAAAAUCAUAAAUAAUAUUUGUACUUAAAAUUCGUUAAUUAAUUUAUUAAUGGAUUUGACAGAUUUUAGAAAUUGUUAGAGAAUAUUUUUAUCUUAUAAUGAAGCGAGCAUCACACAGAUUGUCUUUACUAGAAGUACAAACACUCAAACGGAAAUAUCUAAAAUGUUAUGUGUCCCUUGUAAAUAUAACACUAGCUCACCCUUAAGCCGGAACAUAUCAAUAUAAAGUACUGAUGUUCAAUGACAGUAUCGGUGGUACCACAAAGUCCUAUGUACCCAAAUGCCGUCUAAAGUAAACUUAAUAAGUAUGAAGCCAACACUGAAUAUUUCACAUUCCCUAAAAGAAGAAAAAAAUUAAAAAAAAAGCAUUUUUGUAGUACUUACGUAUAACUCGAUUUUGUGAUUUAAUUUAGCUUAGGUCUUAAUAAAUUUGAAGCAGCUAUUUGUCUUAUUUACAGCGAAUAUAUACAGACAGAUAUAACUUUUGUUAGGUCUUCUUUUGUGGGACUUUUGCCAGUCUAUUAUCAAGUAAAAAAAAGUAAAAAUCAUAAACAAAAAAUGGUGCGUUCUCAAUUUCAAAUGUGUACAAUUGUCGCCUUAAAUAUAACAUAUAAGUGAAAAAAUAGGUUUUAACCAUAAAGAUUGCGCAUUUCCAAUAUAGCUAUUUAUUUUUCUAGCUGUUGUACAGGAUAUUUUACAGAAAAUAAAGAAAACCUGUAUUGGUCUCGUUGCUUCUCUCUUUCUAGAGUGUUCUAUCUCGUCUGGCUAUUUUUCUGUAUCUUUAAAUUUAAUUUCUAAAUAAUUCGACAUGGGAAGUUUAUUAUUAUCGUCCAAUUCAUAUAUUGGCUACUCGUUCAAUAUUUAAUUAUCAGAUUUCCACAAUAAAUAGUUAAAAAAGUGAUGUCUGUCUGUAUACAUUUGUUACUUUAUAAUCGAGAAUUGGAAAGAGAUGGCGAAAUAUAUCCAUUGCUAUCGCUCAUGGAAAUAUCUUUGUGUUAAAUCUUUUAUAUUAAACCAAAGAUUUUUUAUACAUAUAUAAGCUGCUUUAGUAAUAUUUAAAUUAGUCAUUAAAUAGUUACUUAUAUUUAAAUUGAAAAUUAUUAAACUCGAUUUAAGUAUUAAUUAUAAUAAUAUUACUGAAAUUAUUGUAAAUAGCCCUUCUAUGUAAUAUAUUAUGAUGUAUAGAAUUUCAUUUAAACACUAACAUUUCAAAUAAAUUAUAUGGUAACUCAGACAUACUGUUCUUAUAUAUAAAAAUGAAUUGGGAUUAAUAUAAUUCGCAUAUGCAUAUAUAUGAAAAUUUUCAUGGAUUAUGUAUUUUGUAACACGCCAAUAGAUGGCGCUAUAACUCAGAAACUUUACACCGCUCAAUAGCUGGUCGAGUGUUAUACUUAUGUAUAUUAUUAUCAACAUAUAAACAUAUAUUUGAUUAAUUUAAUCAAUAUUAAUGAAAUUUUGGCAUUUAAUAUAUAAUAAUAAAAGGCUUUAUCUAUUAAUACUGUUAGUGGGGUGAAUUAGUUAAAUGUGCUGUCUUCUUCUUUCGAAUGUCAAAUCAGUGAUGGCAGAAUGAGAGGAAUAUUCAACUAAACGCCCGCUAUUAAUGUCGAAAGAGUUUUAUACAUAACUCAUAAAUAAAGAUGAUUUUAGAAAUUAUAAUAACAAAAUUUCUUUCUAUUGUUAAGUAUUGUUAAUUUAAUUAGCUGAACAUCAUAAUCGUUUUAGAUCGAUUGUGAUUGUAAGAAUUAUGAAACGGUGACAUUUUGUAUGAUGACAGUUUGUUUUUUUUUAUUUUUAAUAAUUUUGUUUUUGUGCUUUCUAAAAUUAUCGAUUUAAUGUUACUAUAUAGAAUAACUCGUAUCGUAUUUGUACAAAUUCAUUUUAUAUUUAAAUAAAUAGUGAUUUCUAUAAAUUGUGUACAAGGUAUAAACGAGAGUAUAACGGAUAUUUUAUAUAUUUUUAAAUGAUUUUUGAAUAUAAAUCAUUCAAAGAUUAUAUACUAAAUAACUGAAAAUAAUUAAACAUUUGUCUGUUUAUAUUGUACCAAUUCGAUUGAAAUUAAACAUAUUUGUUGUGAUAUAGUGCGUUUCCGCGAACACAGUUGGCAAUUAAUGUGUUUGUUCUUCAAAAAGUCACGAAUAAUUAUUAUAUUAACAUAAAUAUAUUGUACAAAUUUUAUGACAAUUUAAGGUAAUUACAGACACGAUUGCAGAUUUUCCAUUUGUGGGGACGCAGCUUUAUGUUAGUUAGGCAAAUUUUUCGUAUCGACCUGUAUCUAGUAACGGAAUUUAAUUAAAAUUAUUUAAAAUA